AUUUUAAUUCAAUAUUAUAUUGUAUAUUUCAGGUCAAAUGUGUUGACAUUGUGCCAUUUUUUAACAUCUUGAUCUACAGAUAGCAGACGAUAAACUGGCACGAGCGCAGUGACAUCAUCAUGUCUGAAGAACAACAAAAACUGAUGGAGGAGGGCAUAAAAGACCGUGGAAUAACGAAAGAUCUAAGUAACAAUGAUCUUGAAGAUACAGCAAAUAAACAUCGCAUGGUAAUAGGGGUCCGACUCCCAAAGAGACCUAAACGCCCAAGGAAGAGUAGGCGCCGAAAGGACAAAUCAGGCGAUUCCGCACCCACUGACUUCAGCAGCCCGACAGCGUUCACUGAAGCCAUCCAGUCACCGACGGAGACAGUACAAACAUUAUUGGGCGAAGUCGACGACGAGCAACAUCAACCCCACGGCACUUUUUGUCAGUUAGAUCUUUUAUACACAUUUGGCCAAGAGAAGCAAUGGCGAGAAUUUGCCAGAUGGGUAAAGUACGAGGAAGACGUGGAGGAGGGAGGAGAAAGAUGGUCAAAGCCUCAUGUAGCCUCGCUUUCACUUCACUCAUUGUUCGAACUCCGAUCUACCAUUCUUAACGGCGCAGUUAUUUUAGAUUUAGACGCAUAUCAUAUAACGCAAAUUAUAGAUAUAGUAUUAGAUACUUUAAUAGCAGCAAAGACUAUGUCGGAGGAAAAUCGGGACGAUGUUCGGAAGGUUCUCAUGUCACCACAUGUAUUCGCUCACGAAAAACGUAAAAGAAGUCUCAUGCCAGGAAGUGAGAGUGAUAGAGCAUUAAAAAAGAACUUUUCAAAAGGUUCUAAGCUUACACCUAACAGGAGUUUUUCAAACGUGGAUAAUAUUAACGGAGAUAUAAAAGAGACGUAUUCGUCCGCGAAGUUGAAUGUAGAUUUUAUGAGAAAAGUACCACCAGAUUCCCAAGCAUGUAACGUACUGGUAGGAGAAUUGCCGUGUCUAAAAUAUCAAAUAGCGGCGUUCAUCCGUCUGUCCGAGGCCCGAAACAUCGGCGACAUUACAGAGGUUCCUAUACCGACCCGUUUUGUGUUCAUACUUCUAGGACCCGAGGGAAGUGAAGAUAAAUGUAUAGAAAUUGGAAGAUCUAUUUCAACUGUUAUGGUAGACGAAAUCUACCGAGAAGUUGCAUACAAGGCGAGAAAUCGUCAGGAGAUAUUGACUGGUCUAGACGAAUUUUUGGACCAAGUAACAGUUUUACCCCCAGGAGAAUGGGACCCUAAAAUCAGAAUUGAACCACCAGAAAAAGUGCCAUCACAACAAUCAAGAAAGACCCAGAAGUCACAGGUAGCAGGUCCGCACGUUCUUGCCACACAGGAAGCCGAGCAGGAGUCACACGCCGACCCGACACUAGUUAGAACCGGAAGAUUGUUUGGAGGUUUAAUUGCCGAUAUUAAACGAAAAGUACCUUGGUAUCCUAGCGAUUUCAAAGAUGCCCUUCACGUGCAGUGCAUAGCUUCAACCAUUUUCUUAUUCUUAGCUACUCUCACGCCAAACGUCACGUUCGGCGGUUUGUUGGGUCAAGCGACAGAUCAAUACAUGGGGGCUAUGGAAUGUAUUUUGUCGGCUGCUAUCGUAGGAAUAUUAUUUGCUCUGUUUGCCGGACAACCACUGAACAUCCUCGGUAGUACGGGUCCUAUGUUGGUGUUGGAAAUGAUUCUUUACAACUUCUGCAAAGAUGGUGGUUACGAUUUCUUGCCAUUGCGGUGCUGGAUUGGUUUAUGGACAACUGGGUUGCUGAUUUUAGUAGUGGCCUUUGACCUUAGUGCUCUGGUCCGGUACAUAACGCGUUUUACGGAAGAAAGUUUCGCUUGCCUUAUCGCCAUUAUAUUUAUCUAUGAAGCUUUUAAGAAACAGUUCCACAUCAUUGACCACUAUGGAAUCAACCCUCACCCAGAAAUCCCCAUUCCCACUGAUUGCAUGUGCAUGGCACCAAACGCCACCAAUGGCACAGACGGGAACAUGACAAUGAUGACGUCACUGUUUGAAGGCACAACAACUCCGUUCGUAGACAUUGUGGCCAAUGAUUCGAUGGGUGUAAUGUACAACGUGUUCAAUGCAAGCGGAAAUAUGUCGUGGUCUGAUCUGAACAAAGAAGACUGUCUGAUGUACAAUGGAACUCUUCACGGUGAAGGUUGUGAAGAGUCACAUUACUAUCCAGACGUAUUCUUCCUCUCUUGUAUACUCUUCAUCGGAACCUACGCCCUUGCAAUGAACUUCAAGGACUUUAAAACAGCACCGUACUUUCCAUCUUUUAUCCGACAAAUGGUCAGCGAUUUUGCAGUUCUCCUCUCUAUAGUAAUCAUGGUUAGCAUUGAUGUUCUAGUUGGCGUCAAAACACCAAAACUUGAAGUCCCCGCAAAAUUCCAGCCAACAAGAUACCAGGACAGAGGUUGGUUCAUCAACCCAAUCAGUGAAAAGAAUCCGUGGUGGACGGCCAUUGCUGCUGUUAUCCCAGCGUUCCUUGCGCUCGUGCUGAUCUUCAUGGACCAGCAGAUUACAGCUGUCAUUGUGAACAGAAAAGAAAACAAACUGAAGAAAGGUAACGGGUACCAUUUGGACUUGCUAGUCGUAGCUGUUUGUAUUGCAAUAUGCUCAUUACUUGGUCUUCCAUGGUACGUCGCUGCCACCGUGUCCGCCAUUGCUCACAUUAUGUCCUUGAAAAAAGAAUCAGAAACCGCAGCUCCUGGUGAAAAACCAAUGUUCUUAGGAUGCAGAGAACAGCGAGUGACAGCUUUGUUGGUGGGAAUCCUCAGCGGUUGUGCUGUACUUCUAACCGGCGUUCUUACGAUGAUCCCCAUGCCUGUGCUUUACGGAGUGUUCUUGUACAUGGGUGUGGCUGCCCUUAAAGGAAUGCAGUUUAUAGACCGUCUCGGACUUCUCUUUAUGCCAGCCAAAUAUCAGCCUGAUUCCACUUACCUCCGUCACGUGAAGAUCAACCGCAUUCAUUUUUUCACAUUCCUUCAGAUAAUUUGUCUCGGCGUUCUCUGGGUUGUAAAAAUGGUCAAAGCAAUCUCCAUUGCCUUCCCUGUCAUGGUUGUCGGAACCUGUUUCGUUCGAAAGGCAAUGGACAAGAUGUUUACUCAGUAUGAACUGUCGUACCUUGAUGAUAUCAUGCCAAGUGAAGACAAGAAUAAGCAAGAAGAUGAAAAGAAAGGUUUUUACGGGGAUCCGACCGACGACGAUGAAAUGGAAAUAGACGAACGUGAGAAGAUGAUGGACCUAAAGAUGAAACAUACAAUGGGAGAUAAAUUUGGGGGUUACAUGGCUGUUCCAAACAGCGACCGGGUGAAUAUAUCGGAGGAAAUGAGUAAAACAGGUAUCUGGAUGCAAGUGAGACGAGACUCGUUGCCUGUCCUGGAGGGAGUGAAUAAUUCUUCCCAACCCAAUUUCAGUCCUAAGCUCAGUCACAAUGAACGCCACCACUUCGGUGAUCGACUUGUAAAUCGACGAAAUGGAUCAAAAGCUAACUUUACGCUAGGUGAUGAUAACAUUCCGGAAGAAAAUGAAGGACGUGAAAGCAAAAUCUGAGAACUGUUAGCUUUAAAAACAGGACAUUUACAAAAAUAGAAAAAAAUGAUGUUCUAUUUAUAGACAUACAUGUAUUACAUAACCAGAUUUUUAAGGAAACUACAGCCAAUGAAAUGUUUUGUAUUGUUCUAUUUUUAGACUCAUAAUAGAAAUCUGCAAUGUCCAAAUAUAGACAACAUGCAAAAGAUUUUAGCGAGAUUUGUUAAGAUCGGAUUUGAAAUACUAAUGAUAAUUUAAAUUAAAAAAUUGAACAACAAAUAAUCUGAAAGUUUAUGAAGUGUUGACAGCUUGAAAGAGGUCACUAAUCUGGUAGAGGAUCAACUGAAUCUCGUUAUUUCCAUGCGGAAACAGGUACACCUUUGUGCUGUGAGGGGUUUUGCAUUGUAUGUCGCCAAAGUGUGUUUGUUGGCGGAUAGGCGAAAUCUGAGCUUUAAUCAGAAACAAAUGUUAUACUUUGUUUAUAUGCUAAUAUCUAAUCUUGUUUUUGUGUAUUAUCAGAUUUGAGGCGUGAAAUAAAAAGAAAAAACAAUUGUUAUAUAUACUUCAUGUCAAAAGGUUUUCAUUUAGUCAUUAUAUUUACCUCUGUUUAAAGCAGAUAUCUAUAUUUACAUGUGAUAAAAAUUAUGAUUGUUCUUUCUUUUCAUUGAUUUGUUCAUUAGAAAUUAAAUCAUUCAUUUUUAUCAGAAUUUUCCCCUUAGGUAUAUGUAUUUCGGAAUUUUGAAAAUAUAACGUUAUUUUCUAUAAUGACUGUUAAAUAUGUAUGUCACAUGUACGCAACCGGCUUUUAGGAUUCUUAAUUUUCGUCACAACCUUUAUAUAUAUUUAUUUCGGAAAUUUUAGAUUUAAUUAUCUGUUCUAUAGAGAUUUUUUUAUUUGUUUUAUAUGUUACCGGCUUUAAGGAUUUUCAGUAUGUAAUUUACGUUACAUUUCUGUUGGAUUUUAAAAAAUAUAUGUAAAAUAUAUAUUUUAAAUGAUAUUUUAAAUCAAUUUGUUGGGCACGCGGAUUUUUAUAUCUGUAUUGUAGAAAUAGAAUACAUAUUUCCUCAUAUUGUAUUUCGUUUUGUGUUUUGUUUUAAGAAAAAUGAUUUAAACAUGUGUAAAUUAUUGAAAAUCUAGCUUGUUUUACAACAAGAUAUAAAGAUGUACACGGUGCUUUGGAUACUGACUUAGUGUAUAUAAUUUUGUCACACUUGCUGAGUGUAAAGUAUGUUGCAAUUACGUUACUUCAUGUAUAUAUAAACUGCUAUUUCGAUAGGUUUAUAAGAUUUAGUAACUUGAUUUUUAUUCCUUUUUUGAAAUUCAUAUUUUACCAAUAUAUAGUGCUAAGUGUACGUUAUCAAAAGCUUUAGAUAGAAAAAAACCUUUAAAAAAAUAGAAAUUUCGAAUAGAUUAUCAAACUGGCAAUAUGGAUGCAAUGGCAAUUUUAAUAUUUCAAAAUUGAGUACAGAUUUAUAAAAGAUUUUUUUGGUUACUUGUUAGAGCAUUUUUCCUAUGGAAUAUACAUAUAGAUCGCUCUUUUUUAAAUGUAAAAGGUAUGGACAGAUAUAUAAUAUAAUUACAGAUGUAAAUAUCUGUAUCGUGAUAUUUUGAUUAUCAUAUGAUGAUUAUUGUUUUUUACCUUGUAUCUUACAACCUUAUAACUAACCAAGUUUUACUUAUUUACAUAUAUAUGUGUAAACAAAAAUAAUUUAGACAUGUUAUAAGAAAAUGAUAUUAUGUACAUUUUAACUAAGAAAAAAUCUCAUAUUUUCUAGAUUUUAUACUGAUAUAUUAAACAAUUCAAAAAGUAUGUACUUGAACAAGGAACAGGGACCCAGUAACGUAAAAUCUGAUUAUAUGGUAAGGAAAAUAUUACAAAGACAUACAAUUAACACAUGAUCUGUUAUGUAUGCUGAUUUAAUAUCAAGUCAUGUAGAAAUAAGAAAAAACUGUUAUGAUUUGAAAUUAAAAAGCAAGGAAAAAGAAAAUAACGACAUUGUAAUAGAAAGAAGGAAACAAACGUAAACAUAAGUGCUAUAUACUUUGGAAUUGAUUUUCAGCAAUGUUUUAUUUUAUUUUGACAAGAAUCUGCAGGUUGGUUGUCAUGGUUAUAAAUUGUUUUACCUAUAUUAUUGUAUAUGUCAUAUUUUUUUAUUUAAACUGUAAGCUUUUUUUGUAACAUCCGUUACAUGAACUUUCUACAAACAUCGAAUACUAUGUUAUGGGAAGACAGCAUAUCAGUUAUAUAAUUAAAAGUAUUUUAUUGUAUGCAGAGUUAUUAUCAAAGAUCUAAAUAAAGAAACAAAAAUCA
Molecule: messenger RNA, 5850 nt
Organism: Ruditapes philippinarum (Manila clam)
Lineage: Eukaryota; Metazoa; Mollusca; Bivalvia; Venerida; Veneridae
Product: electrogenic sodium bicarbonate cotransporter 1-like
Exons: 23
Coding region: 120-3560 (1146 amino acids)
Biological process (GO): regulation of intracellular pH; monoatomic anion transport; bicarbonate transport
Cellular component (GO): plasma membrane
Molecular function (GO): sodium:bicarbonate symporter activity; monoatomic anion transmembrane transporter activity; solute:inorganic anion antiporter activity
Source: RefSeq, a predicted model, not a curated record